CUCAAAUUCCACAACGAAUCGGAAUUAUAAAACAUAUAGAUACAUUUGACUCUGUAUUUUUUGGAAUUCAUGGAAAAUUGGUUAAUUAUUUGGAUCCAAUUUAUAGAAAAAUAAUGGAAACUACAUAUGAAGCAAUUGUAGAUUCUGGAAUUAAUCCAAGAAAAUUAAAAGGAAGUAAAUGUGCAGUUUUUACUGGGAGUACAUUUGUAGAUUCGGAAAAAGGUUUCCUCUUUGAUAGAAAAGAGCAAAAUUACUUCGGUCUGCAGGGUGCCAGUCGUACUAUGUUGGCAAAUCGUAUUUCAUUUUUCUUCGACUUUUCAGGACCAAGUAUGAACAUCGAUUCUAGUUGUUGUGGUGGUGCUACUGCUUUACAGGAAGGAUAUAGAGCAAUAAAAGAUGGACGAGUUGAAAAUGCUAUUGUUGGUGCUACAAAUAUUGUUCUGCAACCACAAAUGUCUUUACAAAUGUUUUUGUUGGGACUUUUAUCACCCGAUGGAAUAACAAAAUCAUUCGAUAAUGCAGCAGAUGGUUAUACUCGCAGUGAAGGGAUUGUAGUCCUUUUUCUUCAAAAAGCUCGUAACGCAAAACGCAUUUAUGCAGAAAUAAAAAAUGCUCGUAUGAGUUAUGGGACUGUCAAUGAUAAGCAUUCGUUUUUCUAUCCGACCCACAAUUUUCAAGCUAACCUUAUGAAAACGGUCUUGGCAGAUUGUGGUCUCAAAGGAAAUGAUAUUUCAUAUGUAGAAGCCGAUGGUUCAGGCAUAAAAGAUGUUGAUGCUGAAGAAGUGCAAGCCAUUGAUGAAGUCUACAAUGAAAGACGUACAUCACCUCUUCUUAUUGGAUCUGUCAAAUCGAACCUUGGAUCAUGUUCAGCAGCCAAUCCACUCAAUGGAAUCAUUAAGGUAAUUACAGCAAUGGAGUUAGGAUAUAUUCCUCCAAACCUUCAUUUUAAACAAUCUUCUGAUAGAAUUCCAGCUCUAAUAGAAGGCCGGUGUAAAGUUGUAACGGAAUUAAUUCCUUGGACUGGAGACUAUGCAGUCGUUAAUAGUCUUGGUCUUACUGGUUCUACUGCUAAUGUUAUUUUAAAAGAAUACAAAAAAGAAAAGAAAAAUGGAGGAAUACCAAACGAUAAUUUUCCACGAUUAGUUACAAUUUCUGGAUGCACUGAAAAAGCUGUAGACUUCAUGCUAACCGAACUAGAAAGCAGACCUGUUGAUGUAGAAAUGCUACAGCUAAUGUACGACAUAUUUGACACAGAGAUUCCCGCUCAUUUGUAUCGAGGAUAUACACUGCUUCCUUCUAAAGGAUUACCAAAAAGUAAAAUCAGAGAGAUUCAAUUUAAUACGGGUGUUAAGAGAGAAAUUUGGUACAUGUUUUCUGGCAUGGGCUCUCAAUGGAUGGGAAUGGGAAAAGAUUUAUUGCACAUACCUAUUUUUGCGGAAGCCAUAAGUAAAUGUAAUAGAGUCUUACAACCUCAUGGUAUCGAUAUUGUGCGCAUUAUUACAGAGGAGAAUUCAAAAAUGUUUGAUAACAUUAUCAAUUCUUUUGUUGGAAUUGCAGCCAUUCAGAUUGGCUUAAUAGAUAUCUUAAGUGCAAUCGGUCUAAAACCAGAUUUUUUAAUUGGACAUUCAGUCGGAGAAUUAGGUUGUGCCUAUGCUGAUAAAUGUUUCUCAGCAGAAGAAAUGAUACUUUCUGCCUUCUAUAGAGGAUUAGCAUCCGUAGAAACAGAAAUGCCUAAAGGUUGCAUGGCAGCAGUUGGUCUUGGAUAUGAAGAAAUUAAAAAGCUUUGUCCACCUGAUAUUGACGUAGCUUGCCAUAACAGCGAGUAUAGCUCUACCAUUAGUGGUCCCGCAGAUUCCAUGAAAGCAUUUGUUGCACAUUUGAUAGAGAAGAAUAUUUUUGCUAAAGAAGUAGCCGUUAGUAAUAUUGCAUACCAUAGUCGAUACAUUGCACCGGCAGGUGAAAAAUUAAGAAAAUACCUUCAACUAGUGAUACCUAAUCCAAAAAUUCGAAGUCAGCGUUGGAUAAGCAGUUCAGUUCCAUGCAAUGAGUGGAAUUCUGCUAGGGCUCGAUUAUCAUCAGCAGAAUAUCACACAAAUAAUCUUUUAAGUUCUGUGUUGUUUGCCGAAGCUGCAAAAUGUAUUCCACCCAGUGCAAUUGUUAUAGAAAUAGCACCCCAUGGUCUUCUGCAAGCAAUUGUUAGAAAAUCAUUACCAGAAAAUGUCAUUAAUAUACCAUUAACUAAUAGGAAUCAUCCUGACAAUAUUUCAUUCCUCUUUGAUGCUUUAGGAAAAAUAUACAAUGCUGGCUGCAAUAUCAAUGUAUCUAAUCUUUAUCCAAAGGUUAGUUAUCCAGUAUCAAAAGGGACACGAUCAAUUUCAUCUUUAAUCCGAUGGGAUCAUUCAGAAAAAUGGUAUAAUGAUGUUUAUAAACAACGGAAGGACCUUCAAGCUGGAGAGAUUAAUUUUAUAAUAAAUCUAAAGGAAGAAGAAUGGAAGUAUUUAAAACAUGCCAGAAUUGAUGACAAAAUAGUUAUGCAUACUUCUUUUUAUUUACAUCUUGUUUGGGAAGUUUUUAAAUUAUUAAAAAAUAAUUCUGAAAUGUCAGUAGUUUAUCACGAUGUAAAGAUUCAUAAGCAUCAAGUCGAAAUCACAGAAGACGAAAAUAUCACAUUAGUGGUAAUGGUACUAAAAGCUACUGGCUGCUUUGAAGUAAGCAAUAACAAGACUUUAUUAUGCUCUGGAAUUAUACAAGCAACUGAUACUCCAGAGGAGGAAUGCAGUAAAGUUCCUAAAAAUGAUGAAUGUAAUUAUCAGAAUCUAAGUAAAGAUGAUGUUUAUACUAAACUACAGAUUCGAGGCUUACAAUACUCAGAUCCAUUUAAAACAAUUUAUAAAGCAUCAGCUGAUGCAUCCACUGGAACUUUGAUAUGGGAAAAUGAUUGGACAACAUUUUUGGAAGGAAUGAUUCAAAUGUAUAUACUAGGAAAUGAUAUUAAAAUAGCACAAAUGCCAAUUACAAUUAGAAAAAUUGUAAUUAACAUGAAACUUCAAAAAGAAACUCUAAUCAAGUCAAGAGAAAUUCCUGUAACAGUUUAUAAGGGAAUAAAAACUAUGAGUGCAGGCGGUAUACAUAUGGAAGAAAUUGUACUUAAAUCUAUUUUUCAUCAUUCUACGGAAAAUAAUGUAUUCACUGAACAACUGCAUAUUGUUCCUUGUACGGAUGGGGCAUCAUCUAAUUUAUUCGAGAUUUUUAAAAUAAUACUUCAAUUUCUAAACGAGAAUUCAGAAAAAUCAAAUUUAAUUCGUUUUGUCGACAAUAAAACUGAUAAUAUUGAAAACAUAAAGCAAGUCUUACAAAACGUUCUUGAAUAUAAUUUAAAAAUUAAAAAGUUUAAAAUCGAUGUAGUUUCUUCCUCUCGGAUAUUGAUGAAUAAAUCAAGUGACAUUGCACUUUUGGUGCUAUUUAAUAUUGAAAAACACAUUCUAAAGGAUGUCUUAAAUUUCACAUUAGACGAAUUAUUUAUAUUAAUUUUAACGGACCAUGAGAAUGAAAGUGCAAUUUUGAAAAUAGCAAGUUCUGCAGAAUUAGGUCUUGUUGUAAGAAAAUAUUUUUCCAACAAUCAAGUUGCAUUGCUGUUUCGUCGAAUACAAACAGCCAAAAAAACGAGUAUUUUAGACAUUAAUGAUAAUCAAGAUUGGUCGAAUCAACUUAAAACAAGACUCAAUUCAGAAUGUUGUGAUAGGCUCAUUAUUGCAAUCAGAUCCAAAGAAUGUUCUAAUCUGUCAAAAAUCCUUGAAGUUGUACGUAAAGAAGGAAAAAUAAAUAAAAUUCAAAUUGUUGAUAUUCAAGAUCCAAAAAUUUCUAAAUUCUCCUUAGAUGAUUCUUUCUUCCGUGAUCAUAUGGAUCUCAAUAUGAAAUUGAAUAUUCUUUUACCUGAUAGAAUUUGGAGUAUGUAUCAACAUUUUCCAAUUUCUUCAAAUCUUCAACAUGCCUCUAAUUGGAUAGCAAGACAGCAAAAUUGUUCUGAUCUUGAAUCAAUCUCAUGGGUUGAAGGAUUAGCUAAAAAUGAUAGAAACACAAUCAAAGUGGAAUACUCAACAGUUACUCAACAAGAUAUUUUCUUAGCAAAUGCACAACUAGCUUCAGAAGACAUGGGAAAACGUAGACUUGAAACGAAAUUAUUUGGUCAAGAAUAUUCUGGAAUUGAUUUUAAAGGCAAUAGAGUUAUGGGAAUUGCUCCAAAUGGAUCAUUUUCAAAUCUUAUAUCACCUGACACUUAUUACACGUGGAAAAUACCUAAUAAUUGGUCUUUAGAAGAUGCUGCAACUGUUCCAUUAGCCUAUGCUGUUGCUUAUCAUUCUAUUUCAAUAAAAGGAGAAUUAGAAAACAAGGAUACAAUUUUUGUUUACGAUGGUUGUUGUUCAAUUGGACAAGCUGUUCUUAAUUUAGCAUUAAACAUUACAUCUCGCAUAUUCGUAGGAUACUCUAAUUAUAAUGGCAAAAAAUUUCUAAAAAACAAUUAUCCGAAUAUUCCCGAAAAUCAUCUUGUAAGUACAAAAGGAAGUUUCGUUGAGCGUCUAUUAUUACGAACAGGAAUAAAAACUAUGAAGUUAGUGAUAUAUAAUGGAAAUGAUUUAAGUAUAAUACAAAAUUGUUCACAAUUAGUGAUAAAGGGAGGAAAAUUUAUUGUCAUUGGAAAUUUACACGAUACAUUCAAUAGAUCUGUUGGUAUACGAUUUUUCAGUGAAAAUGUUAUAAUGACCGCAAUAAUUCCAACGAAUUUAAUAAAUCUCGAUCAGACAACAAAAGAAAAGUUAUCGCAAAUGAUGGUAAAUGGAAUUGAAAAAGGAAUUGUAAAGCCACUUUCUAAACGUGUCUACUCAAGAGAAAUGUUAAAGGAAGCUUUUAUUGACGGAGCUUCAAAAUCUUACUUUGAAAAUAUUGUUGUCAAAAUACAACCAGAUGAUGGAAGUAACAAAGCCUUAGCAAUAUCUCGUUUUAUAUGUGAAAGUGAAGGAUCUUAUUUAAUUAUUGAAGGAUUAAGCGACUUUGGACUAGAAUUAGUUGACUUUUUAGUUAAUAGAGGUGCUAAAAAAAUUAUUAUAUUUUCUGAGUCAAAGAGUACAAGAGUUUACAGCAAUCAAAGAAUAAGUUUGUGGAGGUCAAAUGGAGUUUCGAUGGUAGUUCGUGAUGAAUUGAAUUUUUCCGAUCAAGACACUAUCACUGAACUUAUUAAAGAUGCUCAUAGACUUGGCACAAUAGAUGUCAUUUUUGAUCUUCAGCGCAUUGAAAUCUUAUCUAAAAGAUCAAGCAGUUCAAAAUACUUAUUUACAAAAUAUGCAUUUGAAAAAUCUCAGCAACUAUGUUCUAAUUUACGAAGAUUUAUUGUUUUCUCGUCAUGUAAAGAUAAUGGGGAAAAUAUUGAUGAUGUUUUGUUAAGAGAAAUAAACUUGACGAAAAUAUUUCAAGAAAAAUCAAAAGAAAAAUUUCCAGGACUUUUGAUUCUUUUGGGACCAGUUACAGUAGGAGUUAAAAAAUGUAGUACAACUGAAAACGAGAAAUAUAUACCUUUCUUAUCUAUUCCUUGUAUUAUGAGACAAAUGGAUAAAAUAUUUGGACUAAGUGGAUACAUUGCGUCUAUUUUUUACAAAAUAUCAGAGAUAUCAAAGGAAUCAUUUGAUUCAAAGAAGGUCAUCGUUGAAGAAACAGAAAAAUCAAAAUUCAACAAGUAUAUUACAGCAGAUUAACAAUUAACAGUGUCAUCUAAAAUUCAAAAGGAAAUAUUAAAAUUGUCUAUUAUCUUAAAAAAUGUAUGUUAUUAGGCUUUUAUUAAAAUUGUGUACGUUUACAACAUCACGAGAUGAAAUUAAAUUAAACCAAUAGGUUUUAAACUAUGCAAUGAUCUGACUUUUAUUGCCAAAGGAUUUGCUCGCCGGAUGGAGUCCGGGUACCUAUUUUGACUAGUUACUUUAAAUCUCGGUAGAUGGCGUGAAGCGCCAUCUAUGUUUCGAUUAAUUUCGGAACUAUUUCUUAUUAUGAUGUAGAGGAGAGGUGUAGUCAUUGACGAGUCUUUAUUUAAACCUUCGAAGGAGAAUAUAUUGUUUAAAUAAAAGAAUAAUAAAAUAUACAAAAAUGAAUUAUUACAUAAAAUAAUAUAAGAAUGAAAGAAUCUAUACAAUGCAAAUAAAAUACUAAUCUCUAGAAAACAUAACGAUGAAAGAACUAGCUAUUCCAGAAGAGCAUUCGCUGAG
This is a messenger RNA of Leptopilina boulardi, 6251 nucleotides long. Its product is annotated as fatty acid synthase-like. The coding region runs from base 114 to 5747 and encodes 1877 amino acids. Gene Ontology annotation, molecular function: oxidoreductase activity; fatty acid synthase activity. Lineage: Eukaryota; Metazoa; Arthropoda; Insecta; Hymenoptera; Figitidae. The record is from RefSeq and is a predicted model, not a curated record. Gene Ontology annotation, biological process: fatty acid biosynthetic process. The transcript is spliced from 13 exons.